CUUAAUGAUGCCAUAUUGUGUUGUGUAUUUAUCAGACCAAUGUGAAGAUCAAUGCUCUGAAACAGCAUGGUGAGUUGAAGAGUCUUUCCUUUACUUAUAAUAAACAAGAACAACUUGCACAGGCAAGCCAGACAGUGAAACAGACAUGGAGCCAGGAAGCAAGUAGGGUAGCAUACAGGUAUCAGGAGGAACCAGUGGUCUCAUCUGGGAAGUGUAGUUUGGACCAAUGAACUGAGGAGGAUAAUCAUAGAAAGAAUCAGGUGCAGCUGGUGGAAGGGAGACUGAGGAAUAUUGAGGGAGAGUGACUAAUUAACACUGAUUAGCAGGAGUGCAGGGAAGUAAAAAGAAACAUCUAAAUGAGCUGAUAAGUAAACAAUGAGACUGCAACUAGAGCAUGAACAAGGAGGAACUAGAUCUAUAAGGAAAUAUAAACUAACAUAUCUAAUGUCGGAUUCCAAGGAAGUAACAAAACUAAACAGAAAGAAUCUAAUAAACCUGAAUGAACAGAAAGAAAGCAAGAGAAGAACCUGGCUGUGCAGAGAAAGUAAACCGAACACAAACUCAAAAACAUAACAGGCCGUUUGUUCACCAAUGUUCUCUAAGAAACCUCUGAGGCCUUCAUAGAGCAGCUGGAUAUACGUUGAGAUUAAAUUACACACAGUUUGACUCUAUUUACUACUCUAUAUGUGACUUCUCAAGGCAGAUAGUUGCACAGAAAUGUAUUUAGGGGUAUCAAAGUAAAAGGAUGACUGAAUAAAAGCGCAUGCAACCGUUUUCUGUAUGUAUUUGUAGAAAGGUUUGGCAUGCUGCACCUUCUUCGGACUUCUCCUGAAGUGUGUACUAAGUAUCCAAAGACUGCGAUCCAUGUCCUCCUCUAAAUGGGCAGCUGAGAAAACAGUCAACCAGAAAUCCAAAACGUUUUCAACUGACGGAGCAACGACCACCUUUCAGUCUGGAUGUUUCAGCUCAUCCAUGCAUACACACGCUUUAGAUCCCUGGAACAUGGCCAGGGUUCAUCUUAUAUGUGUGUGAGUGCGCGCCAUCAAGUGGAACUCUGCGAAGCGCUUCACAUUUAUCCGGUCCGAGAGUAUAAACGGUAAAGGACAGAUGUCUGUCGGCAGAUUCUUCCACAGAAACUCUAUGUGACUGGGUGACAGUCACCCCUCCCUCCCCGCUCCCAGCAGCAGGAACAAAAAGACAUCUGAGACAUGGAGGACGAAAAUUGAGAGCACUUUGUGAGGCCGCCACCACGCUCCGGUUUCAGAAGGUCUCUGUCAGGCGAAGGGCGCUGUUUUUACGCAUCUCAUCCAUUCCUUUAAGUAGCUGUGUUCAGCACUCCCGAGGAAGACAGUAGCCUACCGCGGAACAAUCUGUGGAUUCCGCAGUCCAAAUAGGAACUUUUACUUCAUUUUUUAAACAAAUAACGCUCAUAUUUAAAGAAGAGGCGCGCAUUCAUGGAAAUGUGGGAAAGAGCUGCAUAAAGGCGUGAUGGGCAUAUCUUGGAAGAUAUUUUGACCAGUACCGCAAUCCUUUAACUUCCAAGCUCAGAGCCACCUGAUGCGUAAAAAGGAGGAGAAGCCCGGACUUCAGCGUGGUUCUGGAACAGCUCUGUGGACGCGCACUCCCUCCUCGGACAUUCAGAAGCCGAUCCGAACUCCACUCUUCUCCAAACAGAGACGCAGAGCAUUAACAGCGUCGUGUUGUUAUUUACUCUUUAAGCUGUGUUAGAGACAAGACUGAACAGGUUGCUGGAGGUAAAGAAAGAGGGAGCCUCGCCUGAAAAACUGGCUUCAGUUCAUCAAACGAUGGUGAGACGUGAGUCACCGGAGCGGAACAAAUAAAUUGGGGGGUGCUGAAACUCAACAAGCCAAAGAGGGGAAAACCGCAUUUUGGCCACGCACAAAGGCGCAGGAGGAGGCGCCUCUUCGCCAGCUUUUCGAUGGAUUCUUCCAGCCUGCUUCUGCCUCAGAUGAGACACUCUGCUGUGGACAGUAGCGAGCCGUGACGCCACGCUGGAAAAACAUGACGCACCGCAGCGCGCGGAGAGCCGCAGGCAUUAGCGGCGGUUUUCCUGCUCUUCCCGGUGCGCACCGUGAGCGGAUUUCCCACGGGACAGCUGGUGGGACCAGAUGGAGGGUUUGGAGAAAGGAUAGACACAUUUCUUCUGUCAUGUCAGCAAAGGCCAAGGCGCUCCUGUGGGUGCUCAUCUCUUUGCUGCCUCUUGUGGAAGGAGCUCACAUGAGAGCUCAUACUCCGACUGCUGCUGCUGGUAUAGGAUCAGACUUAAGCCAUGCUGCAGGCCUUCUGGACGCUCAGGACGAGAGAGAGUUUCCUGUGACACUGCCAGAAGUAGUGGAGGACAAGGAGCAGGAGGAUGACCCUAACCCUACUUGGCAUGCUCUAUAUGAGCCGUUUGUAAUGGAUGAGAUGGAUGACCAUCCCAGCAUCCGCUGGGCAGGGCGCUCCCCACGCUCGUCUGACCCCACAGAACCUCAGCCUAAAGGAUCACAGAAGAAGAAAAAGAAAAGAAAGAACAAAGAAGGGGAGGAUGGCGAAGAGACAGGAAAAGCAGACAGAAGGGGGAAAGGUAAAAGCAGGCAUCCGAAGCAGAGCAGCAGAGACUGCCGGGUGGAGAAAAAAGAGAUGAAGGUUCGGGACCUUGGACUGGGCUUUGAUUCUGAUGAGAUUGUCCUCUUUAAGUUUUGCGUGGGCUCUUGCCAGAGUUCGAGAACAAACUAUGACCUGGCACUGAACACACUGCUGGAAAAUGGCUCACUGCCUCGCCGCACUGCCCGUAAGGUCAGCAGAAAUCCUUGUUGCCGGCCAGACCGGUACGAGCCAGUUUCCUUCAUGGACACUACGACGACAUGGAGGACCAUCCAGUCGCUUUCAGCUGCCAGUUGCAUGUGCAUCGGCUGAAUAGACGGUCUACACAGCCGGUUUCAACGCUCGUGUUGUGUGCUAAAGGCCUGGAUAUAAGUAAUGGCCAGAGGGAGGCGAUGUCACACAUCAAACAUAAUAAGUUAUAGAGGCCUUUUUGGGUGCAGCUGGACACUAAGGAGCUUAAAUCAGAGACUUAUGUGAAGCAUCACUAGGGAAUCUCCAUCUGGAAAAAAAACAGUUUUCACCUCAAUGCUGGACACGGGAUUCAGGAACCUCUGAGCCCUGGAAUUCCUUCAAAAAAGACAACUCGUAUCUAAACAUGUUUUGAUUUUAUGUGGGAGAGAUCCAACAGCUGAAACUCAUGAGAUAAAAAAAAGCCUAGUUAAAGAACUGACACUGUUUAUACUGUUACUUUAACUAAACAGACAGAUAGGACACUCACUGCAAACAGUGAAACCAGCGCUUCCCAAAAAUUCCCAACAGUUUUUCUGUUUCCCCACACACAAACAGGGACCUCACAUUGUAUCUUUUUCUAUACAUUCAGGUGAACUCAGCCUGGCGAACUCAGAUGCCAUGCAUCUUCAUGUAUUACUGUGUAAAAGUAAAAUAUAUUUAUUACAGCUAAAUUAUUUAUUUAUUAUGGCUUCAUAUGAGAGCUGUUUUUAUAAACUGUAUAAUGUAGAUGCGAAUAUAUAUAUUUAUUGCCAAGAUUCACAUUUCACCUGCACAGCUGCUUUUGUUGGAUUCUUCUCAGUGAUUCAUUUUAACGUUUUUCCCAACGCAGAGACACAAACCAGAUAGUGAAUUUAGACAGCCAUUGUAGCCGUAGUUACUGCCUCUCUUAUGCCAUUUAGCCCUAACCAAUAGAAUGUAAAUUGUCCUCCAUCAUACUGUUGUAAUGAUCCUGAUUUAUUUUGUUUUUGCCUCAGUAGUGCCUCACAGUCUUGAUCCUAACAUGUAGGCAUGGGCCAGUAGAAGAUGCUCAACAUAAAGCAGGGGUUCCCAAACUUUUCAUUCCAUGGUCCCCCAAACAGCAUUAGCUUCUGGGUGGGGACCCCUUUUUGCAAACCCACAGAAGCAUCAGCUUUUUAAAAUGUCUUUUACUAACUAUUCAAUAAUCAAUACAUUUCUUUAAUGUAAGAAUAUUAUUAAAAUAUGUUAACAAAAUUAUAAUCCCACUGAAUAACAUUCAACAUACUGCUGAGAAUAAGAAGUGUUUUUGUUUUACCAUUAUCCCCAACCUUUCUGAGGCCUUCUUAGUGCCCCCCUGGCGACCUCCCAGGGGGCCGUGGCCCCCACUUUGAAAACCACUGACAUAAAGUAACAAUAAUAAUUUUUCACAGUUUAUAACACAAACAUUUAAUGAAGAUCAUGAUCUGUUUCCUUUCAUUUUAAACAGAAGAGCAACAAUUAUUCCUGCUUCUGCUAAAACUAAAAAACAACCUAAUUAUUUAUUUAUUACUUCUAUUGAUUGUUGUUAAAAAUCUAGAAUAAACACCCGCCAAUUUCAGUAGUAGUUUUCAGGUGCUUAAUGUGCAACAUUAGGCAUAGUUGCUGCUCUGUGUUUUAGAGUAAGACAAAUAUAACAAGCUGAUUUUAGCUGGUUAGUUAGUUAGGCUUUCUGCAGAAAGAGUCUUCUUCAAGUGUUUAACCCCGCAUGUUGCUUGUAGCUUGUCAGCUGCAGUUUAAAACAGUGUUCCCUUAAAAAGAGUGCUGGGUGAUGCUCCUUCAGUUUCCACACCUUGACUCAGUUGUUUUUCACGUCUGGCAAUAAUUCCAAACAGCUGAAUUUGUGUUUUGUGUGAGCGAGAAGGCUCUCUGAGUGUACAAGCCUUCUUUCAGCCAGCUAACCAGCAGUCACCACUGGAUUUUGGACGAUGUGGGCCACUAGGCUAAAGCCAAGUCGUGUGGCCUGCCCACAUGUUUCUUUUAUGCAUGCAAAUUACCAUAGACUGAUAGUUAGGUAACCACUGAGUUUACCAUUGUUUCAGCUUAGAGUGGUCAUCAUUUUCUGUCAUGACAUCCAAGCAGCUAAAACUCACACAAACAUCUGAAUAUGCUGUUAUUGCACCAAGCAAACCAGCAGUUGCCUUGACUCCCUUUCAAGCCAUAGUCUACUUUUCCCCAAAACAGGGCGUGGACCUUGCACAAUCACUGAGUACCCAGAUGUUUCAAUUCACCUGUUGGUAGAUCUACAUGAAGCUUGACAAAUGAAAACACCUCACAGUGACACGAGCAUGUACGUUUUUUUGGAGGGGGGAAAUGCCAUGUUUGCAAUACACUCAUCCACUUGGCAUCCAUUCUUUUGGGCUCCAAAAAAUCUCUGGGCACCAGGCUACUGCACAGGCAAUUCCUUGCUCAAGUCCAAUCCAGCCUUCAGUCUGCAACAACAUGUGGGGGAGGGUGGUGUUUCUGUAUGGUCCAUACAGCCAGAGAAAACUGCAGUCACUUAAGCUCAUUUAAAGAACUUUACCUUGUGGUAUGACGGGAAACAUUAGCAGUUUUACCUUUAGCCUUUUAGAACUUUGGUAUACCUUGAUACCAUGAAACUGGCCCAUGCCUACUGCCAGGUUAUACCUUUGUUCCAGUUUCAGGUUUAAUUUAACUUAGCAAAAAUGUUCUUAUUGCAAACAGAUAAAAUAUUUUUCAUCGUAACAAAACCUCAAAGUGUCUUAAGUGCAUCUUAAUGGUUCCAUAAUUCAGUUUAAAUUACACUCGCUGUUACCCAUCAUCAUCAUCCAUAUUAUUAUUAUUAUUAUUAUGAAAUGUUCUAUAUUUUUGUAUGGCAUUAUCCUCCUAGGGAAUAAAGUUUUAAAAAUCUAAGUAGUUUCAUCAUUGUACUACUCAGACAUGUGGUCAAUUUGCUCAAUUCAACCUUUUCUGGAAACCACUCUUUUCAAGCCGUUUCCAGUGGAGUUAGGUUGCAGCGCCACCUGGUGGCUGAAGGUCAAAUCAAAGAUUUAACCUUCAACUGGUUUGGAGCGUUGGUAGUACUGGUGUCCCAGCUUUGAAAUAAGCCAAACCAACAACCAGCAGUUUUAAUGUUUUUUUUUAUUUUUAUUAUUUCUGCACAAACAACAGAUCCAACAAAAAUCUCUAAACAUCUCUAAACAUGUUUUUUAAGUAGUAUGUUCACAUUGGCUGUUUACAAAUGUGGUUGUAAAAUUUAAAAUGUGCAAUAUGAAUACUUAGUAAAAACAAAAUGUUUACAUGUAGUUUUCCACACAUUACAAAGUUGAGCAGCGUGAGUUUACAAAAUACAGAUACGCAGCUUAACAACAACACAUGAUGGAUGGACAUCACAGUGUAUAGCACUAACAUUUUCACUUGUACCCAUAGGGUAUAAUAAUAUACUAUUUCUGUUCCAGUGCUUGAACAAAAUCACCAAAGUCAUUCUUCCCAAUCCAGUUUUAGCCUAAAGAGGGACUUUUCCAUCAGCAUCAGCAUCAUCACAGUAAGCUGCUUGUUGGAUUCACAGUUAGUGGCUAAAUGCUGAAAGUGUCUCAUCAGCCAAGACUGCCCAUAAUCAUGACCAGGGCUAGCUGUUUUCAAGAGGCUGCACAGCCACUUUCAACAAAUGCCCAUUUGGAUUGGGUGUUUUGCUGCGAUUGAAGUAAAAAAGCAGAGAAGAAACCCAACACUGCUGCCAUGCUUAAUGUGAAGUACCUGCUGCCUGCUUACAACUAAAGAACAAAAUCAAAACAUAAAUGAUACAGAGUUCAGUGAGUUAAAUGUAAAAGCACAUUGAAGAUGAGAAAAUACAACCAGAGCCAUGAAAAAGACACAUUAAACAUUGGGUUAGAAAAAAUGAAAAACAACUGCAGACAGACAUUUAUUGUGGCUUUGAUUCCAAAUAAAAUGUGUUUAACUCUUGGAUUGUUUUUACAGCAUUUGUCUGUUUGGCAUUUUCUGUUAUUAUUUUUCUAUUAUCAUUUUGUGUGGUUAUACCAUUGACGUCUGUAUUUGUCCUACAAAAUCAGAUGUUUUUGCUCCACUGUUAGCUAUCAGAGGUCUGCAACCUUCCACCUCCAGAGCCACAUGCAAUGGCUAUCUGUAACUCAGCACAGUUAACAAGCAAAUCUCAUUGUGUUUCUAUUUAAAUAAAAGUUCAAAAGUGUC
Molecule: messenger RNA, 7002 nt
Organism: Girardinichthys multiradiatus
Lineage: Eukaryota; Metazoa; Chordata; Actinopteri; Cyprinodontiformes; Goodeidae
Product: glial cell line-derived neurotrophic factor
Exons: 5
Coding region: 2023-2919 (298 amino acids)
Molecular function (GO): receptor tyrosine kinase binding; growth factor activity; glial cell-derived neurotrophic factor receptor binding
Source: RefSeq, a predicted model, not a curated record